Messenger RNA from Solanum stenotomum, 2258 nucleotides. RefSeq names its product auxin efflux carrier component 2. Gene Ontology annotation, molecular function: auxin efflux transmembrane transporter activity. Bases 54 to 1943 code for a protein of 629 amino acids. Gene Ontology annotation, cellular component: plasma membrane; endoplasmic reticulum. The transcript is spliced from 7 exons. Lineage: Eukaryota; Viridiplantae; Streptophyta; Magnoliopsida; Solanales; Solanaceae. Gene Ontology annotation, biological process: auxin export across the plasma membrane; auxin polar transport. The record is from RefSeq and is a predicted model, not a curated record.
UUCAUACUUUUCUCUCUUUUCUUCCUCAUUUUUUUGGUUUUUACUUAACAGCCAUGAUUAAUGGCAAAGACAUAUAUGAUGUUCUUGCAGCAAUUAUACCUUUAUAUGUUGCUAUGAUAUUAGCUUAUGGUUCUGUUCGAUGGUGGAAAAUCUUCACCCCCGAUCAGUGCUCUGGAAUCAAUCGAUUCGUAGCGGUUUUCGCUGUUCCUCUGCUCGGUUUUCAUUUCAUAUCUACUAAUGAUCCUUACUCAAUGAAUUACCACUUCAUUGCUGCUGAUUCCCUUCAAAAAGUUGUUAUCCUUUUCGCGCUUUUCAUCUGGCAUGUUUUUAGCAAAAGAGGAAGUUUAGAAUGGGUGAUUACUCUGUUUUCAUUAUCGACUUUGCCUAAUACAUUAGUUAUGGGUAUUCCAUUGCUUAAAGCAAUGUACGGAGAUUUCUCAGGGAAUCUCAUGGUUCAAAUUGUUGUUAUGCAAAGUGUUAUUUGGUAUACUCUCAUGCUUUUUAUGUUCGAAUACAGAGGAGCAAAGUUACUAAUCGGAGAGCAAUUCCCUGAAACUGCAGCUUCGAUUACUUCAUUUCGAGUUGAAUCUGAUGUAAUUUCACUUAACGGACGUGAACCAUUACAGGCUGAUGCAGAAAUUGGAGACGAUGGGAAAUUACAUGUAAUUGUUAGAAGAUCCUCUGCUUCUUCGAUUAUUUCGUCUUAUAAUAAGGGGAUAUUGCAAUCGAAUAACAUGACUCCAAGAGCUUCGAAUUUAACUGGUGUUGAGAUUUACUCAGUGCAAUCGUCUCGAGAACCAACUCCAAGAGCGUCUAGUUUUAAUCAGAGUGAUUUUUACGCGAUGUUUGCUAGUAAAACAGCUAGUCCGAAGCAUGGGUAUACGAAUAGCUAUGGUGGAGAUGUUUUUUCUGUGCAGUCAUCUAAAGGGCCAACACCGCGAACUUCUAAUUUUGAAGAGGAGAUGUCGAAGAUUGGAAGCAAUAAGAAGAACAGAGGAGGUAGGAGUAUGAGCGGGGAGCUAUACAACAGUGGUAGUAAUGCUUCUACUAAUGGAUUGGUGUAUCCGCCUCCAAAUCCAAUGUUUUCCGGACAAAGGAAAAAGGAAGUUGGAAGCGGAAGUGGAGUUCCAACGCCAGUGUCAGUGCCAGUGCCAGUACCAGUACCAAUGUCGAAUAGUAAUAACAAUAGUAAAGAGCUUCAUAUGUUUGUUUGGAGUUCAAGUGCUUCUCCUACAUCUGAAGGUAAUCAUAAACACGCGAUUAACAGAGGUGGUUCAAGUGAACUUGGAGUUCUUGAUGCAUCCAAAGCUGUUCUUCAACAAGAGAUAGCAGCAGCAAGAGAGAAUGCAAGUUCGGUUAGUAAAGGAAACGUAGAAAAAGAAAUCGAGAUUGAGGAUGGUUCGAAGAACAUGGAAGAUGGAGAAAAGAAAUCACAAAUGCCUCCGGCAAGUGUUAUGACAAGGCUAAUCCUUAUAAUGGUAUGGAGGAAGUUGAUAAGAAAUCCAAACACCUAUGCAAGUUUGAUUGGACUCAUUUGGUCUCUUGUCUCAUUCAGAUGGAAUAUUCAAAUGCCUUCGAUUGUAAAAGGUUCGAUCUCAAUUCUAUCAGAUGCUGGUCUCGGAAUGGCUAUGUUCAGUCUAGGUCUAUUCAUGGCUUUACAACCAAAGAUCAUAGCUUGUGGAAAAUCUGUUGCUACAUUUUCCAUGGCAGUUAGGUUCUUAACAGGACCUGCUGUUAUUGCUGCUACUUCGAUUGCUAUUGGUCUUCGCGGUGUAUUACUACAUGUUGCUAUCGUUCAGGCUGCUUUGCCACAAGGCAUUGUUCCGUUUGUGUUUGCAAAAGAAUACAAUCUCCACCCUGAUAUACUUAGUACCGCGGUUAUAUUUGGAAUGCUAGUUGCGUUACCAAUUACAAUAUUAUAUUAUGUGCUUCUUGGUGUGUAGACGUAGGCAUGGGGAACAGAGACAGAUAAGUUCAAUGGAUUCAACAAUAUGGAAACUACUAUAUGCUCCUCUAGCAUGUGACUACUUAAUUAUAUUAUUAUACAAAAAAAAAUGCAUUAAUUUAUUUUCAUUCUUUUUCUUUAAUUUUGUAGUUUUCUAAAAUUUUAUAGUUAGCUAGCUAGGAAGAACUUGUCAUCAAUAGUACUAGAAUUAUUAAUUCAUGUUGAAUUAUUACUUUCAUUUACGAAGUAAUAUUAAAGUUGUAGCUAGUUCAGAUCUAAACAUUUGACAUAUUGUUUCAGUCCAAUUGUAGCG